Messenger RNA from Alligator sinensis (Chinese alligator), 5977 nucleotides. It is a transcript of the gene LRP3, whose product is annotated as LDL receptor related protein 3. NCBI's taxonomy places the organism in Eukaryota, Metazoa, Chordata, Crocodylia, Alligatoridae. The coding region runs from base 9 to 2498 and encodes 829 amino acids. Gene Ontology annotation, molecular function: protein binding. The transcript is spliced from 7 exons. The record is from RefSeq and is a predicted model, not a curated record. Gene Ontology annotation, cellular component: plasma membrane.
GCCCCGCCAUGGAGAAGGCGGCGGGCGCGGAGCUCCGGCAGGGCGCGCUGGUGCCGCUCACCGCCAUCUGCCUGCUGAAUCUCUUCCUAACUGGGAAAAUAGAAAGUGCUGUUACCUCGUUAGCUGCUUGCAGUGGAAAAUUGGAACAGCACACAGAGAGACGCGGAGUCAUCUAUAGUCCUUCCUGGCCACUAAACUAUCCUCCAGCCGUAAACUGCAGCUGGUAUAUCCAAGGAGAUCGUGGAGACAUAAUAACAAUUAGUUUUAGGAACUUUGAUUUAGAGGACUCUCAGAGGUGCUCUGUAGACUGGCUGAUGAUUGGUCCAUCUUCCAAGAGGGAGGAGUACAAAGUGUGUGGGUCUUCCAUGCCACCCUCAUUCAUCUCUGCAAGAGAUCAUGUCUGGAUAUUUUUCCACUCAGACGCAUCGAGUUCAGGACAGGCUCAGGGAUUUCGCCUUUCUUACAUCAGAGGAAAAAUAGCCCAGGCUGUUUGCCAGUCAGAUGAAUUCCGUUGUGCAAAUGGCAAAUGCAUUCCUAAUACUUGGAAGUGUAAUUCCAUGGAUGAAUGUGGGGAUAGCUCAGAUGAGAGAAACUGCACCAUGCCCCCAACGGAGCCUCAGUCCAGCAUCUGUCCCUCAGGAACGUUCCAGUGUAGUGUAGCCCACUCCACCAAGUGCUUGAUAAAUGAAUUAAGAUGUAAUUCAGUUAAAGAUUGCAGUGAUGGUUCAGAUGAGGACAAUUGCCCUGAUCUUUCCUGUGGCAAAAGACUGGGUAAUUUUUAUGGGUCCUUUGCUUCCCCAGACUUAUUCCGUGCUGAUCAUAGCCGGGCAGACCUCCGCUGUACUUGGUAUGUGGAUACACAAGAUAACCGGCAUGUGCUCUUGCAGCUUGAUUUACAGUUAGGAUACAAUGACUAUGUCAAGGUGUAUGAUGGAAUUGGAGAGAGAGGUGAUAAAUUAAUGCAAACAUUUUCAUAUCACAACAACAGGCACUCAGUGAGUGUGGAGUCCUCAAAGGGUCAGCUCACCAUUUCAUAUCACGCCAGAUCGAAGAGUACUGGCCAUGGAUUCAAUGCAACCUAUCAGGUAAAAGGUUACUGCCUUCCCUGGGAACAUCCAUGUGGAAGUGAUGAGGAGUGUUACACAGAUAAGCAGCAUUGUGAUGGUUGGUGGCACUGCCCAAAUGGCAAAGAUGAAGAGAAUUGUCCUGCUUGUCAGAAGAACGAAUACCCAUGUGAAGGAAACAGUGGACUGUGUUAUUCAAUACUUGACCGAUGUAAUAACCAAAAGAACUGCCCAGAUGGCUCAGAUGAAAAAAACUGCUUUACAUGCCAGCCAGGAAACUUUCACUGCGGCACAAACCUAUGUAUCUUUGAGACAUGGCGUUGUGAUGGUCAAGAAGACUGCCAGGAUGGAAGUGAUGAACAUAAUUGUCUGGUGAUAGUGCCCAGGAAAGUCAUCACAGCUGCCCUGAUUGGGAGCCUGGUGUGUGGCUUGCUGUUGGUGAUUGCACUGGGUUGUGCAUUUAAACUCUACUCGCUGAGGACUAGAGAAUACAGAGCAUUUGAAACCCAAAUGACUCGGCUUGAAGCAGAAUUUGUGCGGCGGGAAGCUCCACCUUCCUAUGGGCAGCUGAUUGCACAAGGACUUAUCCCACCAGUUGAAGAUUUCCCAGUUUACAAUGCAUCGCAAGCAUCUGUGCUGCAGAACAUCCGAACUGCUAUGAGGAGACAGAUGAGACGCCACUCUUCAAGACGGAAUUCAUCCCGAAGGCGCCUAGGCAGACUUUGGAACAGACUUUUCCAUAGACCACGAGUGCGAGGACAGAUCCCACUCCUCACACCGGCACGCACUUCACAAACAAUCCUAGGUGAUGGCAUUAUCAAUCACACAGAUGGGAAUAUUCAAAGCCUCCCACCUUCCCCAGAAGGACCUAACUCAGAGUCAGAGAGCCAGGCCAGGGGACAACAAGAUAUUGGAAGCAGCAAUUUGCAGCCAGUGGCUGAAGCCUCAGAGCCAUCACCCUCCACUGUUUUAUCUAACACUUGCACAGCUGCUCAUGCAGAGCCAGAGACUGGACACGCUGACAAAUCUUCAGGUGCUGAGCCUUCCAGCAGUGAGCUAAAACAAACCAAUAAAGUGGAUUCAGGAAAAACUUUCAGAGAUCCUUUGUCUGAAAGUCUUACAGAAACACUCCAUGGAGGGGCCACAGCCAGAAGGACUGUGGCAGAGAACAGUAGUUUAAACAGGAGUCAUCCACUAAGUGAAGAGCCAUGUAGAUUGCCUUUAAAAAAAUGGGAGUCUGCUUACUUAGACAGCUCUAUGAAUGUUCGUAUUCAGGUGGAUGGACAGCACCGAUGUUGCCCUCAUCCGUAUCGGGAGGAACCUCUGGGUAUUCAUGCUGCUUGUUGCCAUUCUGUGGAAGUGCCAACGCUAGAGUCCUCUACUCCACUCUCAGAAAUCAAUACGAGUGACGAUGAAUCUUUACUUGUUUGCUAAUAAGAUUUUGCUUUGGCUCUGUAGGUUUUGUAACUUUGGAAUUUACAAUACAGUUCACUGAUAUAAUUGACACAUCCACUCUCAACUUUGUCUGUUAAAACCAAUGUGUAUUAAUUGUGGACAGAUUGCAGUACUCAUAACAAGACUAAAUGGGACAAUUUUUGUCUUCAUUGAUAUGCCUGAAACUCCAGUGGAGUGGAGCUGGGCCACUGUGUGUGAUCAGGGGUUGAGAGUGAGUGCAAAUCUGUUGUUGCAGUUUGGAAGAAUCUCUAUCCUUUGUUUUUUUCUGUGCAUUUAUUCACUUUCACUUUGCAAUCAGGGAAUUUGAGUUUGUUUCGUUUUAAAAUAGCACACGUCAAUAUUUAGCUUGAGAGAAUUUGGCUGGAAACUUGGGUAGUAUAAAACGUGGAAUUAUAACUGUGAACACUCAGCUAGAAACAGCAAGUGGUUGUCCAUAUAGGUUGUAGGUUUUAAUUAGAAAUGUUUACAGAACUCUAAAAUAGAUUACUUCAUAGAAAAUAAAAUUCCUAUAGAUUCUUUUUUCUGAAAGUCACCACUUUUUCUGCUCCCUUCAGAAAUGUAAUGAUGACUGUGGAUGUCCAGAAGCAGCCAUUACAACCAAAGUUUCUGUAUGCAGUAUACAAAGUAAAAUCAGGUUUAUUUUCCACUCUAAUUUUGUAAUUGCAGAUUAGCCAUGUUCAUUUGAACCCCAUUUGCAGCAAUAUUUAUAUUUUAUAUUGUCAUGUAUUGUAUUCAUAAUGGUUUAUUCAGGUUGAAUUGUUCUUUGUUUUUCUCCACUCUCUUUUUCAGUUGAAUACAAUUACCUCACUUUGGGGAAUAAUCUGGAGGGGUACAGAGCUCUUGCAAGUCUCAUUGGCUUCAAAGGGAGUUGCUGAGUGCCAGUAUCCAAUGUGAACAGGCUCCUUAUUUGCAUCAAGCUAAAAUAUAAUGCAACAUUAUUGGCCUCGGUACAGAUGUUUUAAAUCACUUACUGGGUUUUGUUUUGUUUUGUUUUAAAUCCAGGAUAGCUGGAAAGAUCAGUACCAUUUUAAAGACUGAAAUUAUGCAGGUUUUAAGUAUUUUUUGUAGACCAGUGCCUUUUGCUUUUUUAAUUUAACUUGGAGCAGGGGUGAGGGUGUGUUCAUGUGGGAAUCACCUAGUACAGAACAACAAAAGUCAUCUGGUGAAACUUGGCCCUGUUGAAGUAAAUGGGAGCUUUGCCACUGACUUCUUCUGGGCAAGGCUGUCAUCCAUAUUUUAGUGUAACUUUAUACUUCAUUUUCCCUAUGCUGAAGUAGCAAUGGAGUUUUUUACAUAGAGUCAGCGUGGUUUAGAAUGUAUAAGUCAGUGUUGCUGCUCCUCCGUAGGUGGGCAGGUCCAGGGUGAAGCAUAUCUCAACCCUCCAUCACGUGUCUAGUACUGCAGGAGGCUUCUGAGUUAGGAACGUAAUAGGAGCCUUAACUUUAAAUCUGCCAGACCGAAUUAUUCAUUAAACAUGCAUUAAUGCUACAUUGGGGUUAAUCUUAUGUAAAACAAAAUAAAAGUAAAACUGGGCUGCACUACCCAAAUAAUCUCUAGCUACUGCAGUUCUCUUGAAUGUAACAGGAAUUAGGCCUGUGCAGUGAAGUAUGAAUUGAUACCUUAAGGUUGAAAUGUUUGCCCUCUUCAUGGGAUAUAUUCUAUCCUUGCUUUUUGUGUAGUGCUCCCAGUGGGAGCUCUAGCUAAGAAACGAGGUAGGCCUGGGCCCUCCAUGCUUUGUUUGGCUCAACAAAAUUGUACUGUGAAAGAACUGUAGUGACUUGCUAUAUGUAUAUUUUCCCCCUCGGAUAUAGAUGACUUUUACACUGUUUGUUCCAGAACCAGAAAGAAACAGAAGAUUCAAAACUUGAAUGACAUGAGUAGCAGGAAAGAGUUUUGGUCAAAAUGCUUUAACAGUUAAGAAUCGUAUUUAUAUGAAAUAAAAUACUGUUUACUCAGUCAUUUCCUUCCAGGUGUCUUUAUGGUCAGUAGUUCAUUUAACCAAACAAAAAGCUAGUUUUGAGAAGUAGGCAUUUACUUCCUGGGCAUUUCUAAGCAUUUUGGGUACAUUCCACCUCUGAAAGGUCAUGUACUGUAGUCAUUGAACUGCUAGGGUUGUUUGUGUCCAAGGCUACAGUUUUUAGUGUGUUUCUUUUUGUCUAAAGGCAAUUUUAAAUACAUAAAGUUGUAUUUAUAAAGUAGUAAACUUAAUUAUAAUUGGGUGAAAUACUUCAGGGUUAAUACUGUGCAAAUCUGAAGACUCUUAUAAAUAAAUGUAUAUUUAAUUCUGUUAUAGAACCAUUUUGCUUUCUGUAAUAAAAUCAAUUUUAUUUUAUGCCUUAGCAAUGCCUUAAAUUAUGGUACCCCCAUUGUAAGGCUCUUUUUAUAAUAUAUGCACUUUGGAACAUAGCAAUCUUUUUGAUAUAGCAGUGAACAACUAGCAGCUUAAAAAAGAUCAAAUUUCUUUUUAUCCAGUCAUUUAUACCUAGUGUACUUCUAGAGAUCCGUUUUUUAUAGCUAAGUGGUCAUUUCAACACACCAGUUUUUUAUUUAUAAUUAUUAAAAGUUUUAAAAAGAUCUAGAAAUAUAAAAAGGCUUUAAUGAAAUGUUUAGACUCCUCAUUACUGAGGGUUGUGGCCCAGCAUAACAAGAUGUGCAAGCCUGUUCCUUUUUAUCAGCACAUGACUUCUUUAUGUCUGUAAUUCCCUUUAGCAUAUUGUUUAAGAUGGAGAAUCCUUAAAUUAUUAUUAAGCAUUUUGCAUCAGAAAUCUACAGUUGUGUUCUGUGAACAUAAAUUGUGUGUGACAAUGUCUUAGAAUGCAGGGACUUGAUAGAGAAGUGGGGUUUGCCUUACUAGGGACGUCAUGCUUUCUUAGCUUUUAAAAACGCAGUUAUUUAAUUUCUGCAGACACCCUUUUUUCCCAAAUAAAUUGCACGUUCAUAAAGGUUUAAAGAACUGUUUACUGUGCCAGAAAUGUAAAUAGGAAAAAUGAUCACUUCCCUUUUCAUUUCUGCAUUUUAGAUGAAAGGAAAUCACAUGCGUGCACACACUUUACAAUUUGAAGUUAAGACCAUAAAAUUGUUCAGAUGCUUUUAUUCUUGUUAACAUGACCCAAUUAUGCCUAGGAUUUUUGAAGUUUUUAAGUGAAAGAGGAAAAGCUGUACUUUAAAAUAUUUUAUGAUAGUUAUUAAAAAGCUGACAUUUAUAAAAAGAAGUAUAUUUAAAAUAAAUCUGUUCUUGAUGUUUAACUCCUGCUAAUAAGAUGGAUGUUCAGCGCAAACAUCCAAAGGAAACUAAAUCUCACGUGUUGUUCAUCUCUCUUGUUAAAAUGUGAGUUGCAUUGUAUCUGAACUUUCUUGCAUCUGCCAGUUUGUAUAACAGGCCUUGCAAAGUAAUUGUAUUGCACAAUUACCAUCUGCAUUUUUGUGUUUUCUUUUGCUUUAAAACUCUCUACUUCAAC